AUUCGUCGGCGACAGUAAAGAGUAAACAAGUUUGUUUUUUGUUGGAUGGUUUGCGUAUAUACAAUGUGCAUGUAGGAAUUCUUUCACAUUCAGAUUUUGUUUCCUGUCACACGUUAUUUUCAAAUAAGAAGCAUGUCAUACAGUUUUACCUAUCCCAACUCAAAUCUAUCGGAGGAACAGAAGCAGUUUUAUGAGAAAAAUGGGUAUCUUUUAAUAAAGAACAAUGUUAGUGAAAAACUUUUAAAUACUGUUUGUCAAAGGUUUAUAGACAUUUGCGACGGAAAAGCUGACGCUGCUAAUAUUACGACUGUUAUGAAAGACCCGUCUUUAAAAAAUAAGGAUGUCCAAGGGCAGUAUCUUAUAAACAAACUUCAAGAUUUUCUAUAUGAUGAUGUACUUUGGCAGUACUGUAGUGAUUCAGCAGUAGUAAACAUUGUAGAGGGUAUUAUAGGGUCUAAUAUUACAGCAGUACAUUCCAUGUUUAUUAAUAAACCACCAAAUGCUGAUCCUGGAGCAUCUUUACAUCCCUUGCAUCAGGAUUUACAUUAUUUUCCUUUUCGACCCCCUAACAAAAUAGUCGCAUCUUGGACGGCUGUAGAAAGAGUUGAAGAAAAAAAUGGUUGCCUUUUUGUUGUACCAGGGUCACAUCAGGGAACUCUUUACAACCAUGAAUAUCCUAAGGGAUUUAAAAAUUCAAUGUAUCAUGGAGUCCAAGGAUUUGAUCACCUUCCAAGGGUUCAUGUGGUUAUGGAUAAAGGAGAUACAGUAUUUUUUCAUCCUAUUUUAUUACAUGGUUCGGGGCCAAACUUUACAAAGGGAUUUAGGAAAGCCAUCUCUUGUCAUUAUGCAGCUAACAAUUGCUACUUCAUUGACGUGCAUGGUACAUCACAGGAAUAUAUUGCAACUGAAAUAGAAGGAGUGGCCAAAAGGAGAGGCGCUGAUAUUAACUUUGAGGGAAUAUGGAAAUUAAAAAGUCGUUUGGUGAAGGGGACUCCUGGUAAUUUUCAGAGUUUAAGCCACCUUUAAUAAAAUUGUGAUAAAUGUUUAUAAGCUUAAAAUUAUGUACCUGCAUCUGUAUGUAUAUUAUGUACUAUAUAUAACUGAUUUCAAUUUUUCCAUGGUUGCGUUAAUGGGGAAACAGCAAUAAAAACUAUUUUUCAAUAUAAAA
Molecule: messenger RNA, 1168 nt
Organism: Anoplophora glabripennis (Asian longhorned beetle)
Lineage: Eukaryota; Metazoa; Arthropoda; Insecta; Coleoptera; Cerambycidae
Product: probable phytanoyl-CoA dioxygenase
Exons: 8
Coding region: 133-1026 (297 amino acids)
Biological process (GO): fatty acid alpha-oxidation
Molecular function (GO): phytanoyl-CoA dioxygenase activity
Source: RefSeq, a predicted model, not a curated record